GUCACCGGACGUUUUUUUCCGGACGCUUGUUCUAGAUUCGCAGAUUUUCUACCUCCACGCGAGAUCGCUUACGCCGCACGUAGUGUGUCGCUUUGGGUUGAGUAAUAAAGGACAGAUAACAUGACAUGGGAAAUAAAUGUUGUACUGGUGAUUCAGUGAAGAAUGGGCUGUAGUUGAUAUUCAUCUAAAGGGAUUAUGGCAUCAUGACGGAGGACAUGACGCACAUGACCGUGAAGGUGGCGGCACUGCGUUUUGUGGACCUGCCUCUGUCGGUCUAUUGCUCUCUCCCACAGGUGACGCUAAGCGCAGGCACUAAAAAGCUGUUUGCAGCUACUGCGUUCGGUGCCGUCUCUGUUAUCUUUCUCGCUCGCCGCUUCAGGAGGAGGAAGGGCAAGAAAAAAGCUGGUUCGCCUGUAGAGCCGGAGAAGUUUGAGUUACUCACCAGUAUCCCGCUGACUAAAGAGAUUGCUAGCAGUGCUCAAAAUCUGCCUGUGAACUCCUCUUCUAAUGUGCAGUUCAAUGACCUUUACAGCAAGUUCUCAGGCUCCCUGCACAGUCUGGCCUCGGUGAGGAGCAGACACUCCUCCAGCAGUUGCACGUGUGCUAACAGCUCCGGCUGCUGGGAUGAGGAAGGAAAUGAUGGUGAUGUCUGUAACUUGCUCAGCAUCCCUGUCACCAGUCCAGAGAAUCUCUACCUGAUGGGGAUGGAGCUCUUCGAGGAGGCCCUGCAGCGCUGGGAGCAGGCAUUAACCUUCCGAAGCAGGCAAGCAGAGGACGAGGCCAGCUGUGCUGCAGUUAAACUGGGAGCUGGAGAUGCCAUCGCAGAAGAAAGCAUGGAGAACAUCAUCAGUACAGAUUUCAUUCAUAAGCUGGAGUCUCUGCUACAGAGAGCCUAUCGGCUACAGGAGGAAUUCGAGGGAACCCUGGGAAUGACCGAUCCUUCAACACAUCCUACUAAUGCAGAUAAACAAUCUGUGAAAGAGGACCUUGAAGACAUCUGUCUCAGAGACUCGAUCAGUAUCGCCUCCACAGAUUCCUUUGUGUCGGCCGCAGAGUUGUCUGAACACAGAGAAAUGAGGAGUGUGUAUGCCCUGGGGUCAUUGUGUCAUUAUCCCUUCUAUGAGGAGGCGCUACAGAUGGCUGAAGAGGGAAGGAUCUCCUGUCGGGUUCUGCGAACUGAGAUGCUUGAAUGCCUUGGAGACACCGAUUUCCUGGCAAAGCUGCAUUGUAUACGACAGGCUUGUGAGGUCAUUUUAUGCGAACGGGCAACUAGGGCAUUUUUGGCUGACACGGGAAAGAAAAUAUUAUCUUCAAUAAUUGUCAAAGCAAGGAAGAGCCCAAAAAGAUUUGAGGAGGUCUUUGAAGAAAUGAUCUGCUUCCUCGAGCAAUCGGAUCACUGGGAGAACACCGAAAUUGAGCUUUCGGCAAGAGGGGUAAAGCAUCUAAACUUCUAUGACAUUGUUCUUGACUUCAUCCUAAUGGACUCAUUUGAGGAUCUUGAGAAUCCACCGAUCUCCAUCCAGAAUGUGGUCAACAAUCGCUGGCUCAACAACUCCUUCAAAGAGACAGCUGUUGCAUCAAGUUGUUGGUCCGUUCUAAAGCAGAAGAGGCAACAUAUAAAGGUGCAAGAUGGGUUUAUUGCUCAUUUCUAUGCAGUAUGUGAACACAUUAGUCCCGUUUUGGCUUGGGGUUUCCUGGGCCCCAAAAGCUCCCUGCAUGAUUAUUGCUGCUUCUUCAAGGAGCAGGUGCUGUUCUUCCUAAAGGACAUCUUUGACCUGGAUAAAGUACGUUACUCCAGUCUGGAUACUCUUGCCGAGGACAUCCUGCACCUGUUGCACAGACGCUCUGAGCUUCUCCUCGCCUACCUGGGUGUCGACUCACUUCAUCACUUAAACGGCUGCGUUGGCACACCUUUGCACUUGGUACCUAGUGAUUUGCUGGAGACCCAGGUCCAGGUGGUAACCUGACAUGUAAACCCUCCUGCACGACAUGUUUUCAUGGACAUUUAUUCACAGUAAGCAGCUGAAUCUGGACUGCAGAGCACAUUUAUAAAUGACAUGAAGAGCAGCAGUAAUAGUAGUGCCAUAUUCAAAAUGAAAUGUGUAUAGACCAUUUCAAAAGAUGUAAACACUACUGGUCCAGAAACACUUCCUGUUUCAGUUUGUGACUGUUUCUUAUUAUAUCGUUAUCUUUAAGAUGUUUACAUUUUUGAUUCAGUUCUAUAGGUUGUAUUUUAUCCCAACUAGUGUUAAAAAACUGAAACAGGAAGUGCUUCUGGACCAGUGUUGUUUACAUCUUUUGAAAUGUUUUUUUUUUAUAUGUAGGCUUCAUGUGGUGUCCCAGUGAUCGCUUUAAAUGGAGUUUGUUUUUUUUAAAGAUUCUAUACCUCGAGUGCUUUGUGUAAAAAAACUUGAAAAAUAUUGUGAACAUGUAUUGUCAAGUGUCUCGUAAGACCUUAAAGUUUUUUUAAGAGAUGUUAAGUGUUUCGCUGAUAGAUGUGAAUUGUUAAAGGAAAACACCUCAACUUAGAUAAAUUAAUACAUAUCUAUCUUUUUUCAAUGCGUGCACUUAAUCUUUGUACAGUGCGUUGUGAAUGUGUUAGCAUUUAGCCUAGCCCCAUUCAUUCCUUAGGAUCCAAACAGGGAUGAAUUUAGAAGCCACCAAACACUUCCAUGUUUUCCCUAUUUAAAGACUGUUACACGAGUAGUUACACAAGUGAACACUUCGACCUAAAUUUAUCCCUGUUUGGAUCCUAAGGAAUGAAUGGGGCUAGGCUAAAUGCUAACACAUUCACAACAUGCUGUACAAAGAACAAGUGCACGUCUUGAAAAAAGAUAGAUAUGUAUUAAUUUACCUAAGUUGAGGUAAGAACAUAGUAAAAUAUUAAAAAACUGUGGCGUUUCCCUUUAAUUGCUGACAAACUCUUUAAAGUAUUGUGACCCACAGCUUUUCCUCCGAAGAUAAAAGCAAAUAGUGUUAUGUUCAUUCUCUAGCUUAACUGUGUAUUAUGAGCUGUUUUGUAUUAACUUAAAAAAUAAAAACAAACAUUUUCAAAGAUAACAA
Molecule: messenger RNA, 3063 nt
Organism: Misgurnus anguillicaudatus (oriental weatherfish)
Lineage: Eukaryota; Metazoa; Chordata; Actinopteri; Cypriniformes; Cobitidae
Gene: miga1
Product: mitoguardin 1
Biological process (GO): mitochondrial fusion
Source: RefSeq, a predicted model, not a curated record